Messenger RNA from Pan troglodytes (chimpanzee), 1808 nucleotides. RefSeq lists its product as uncharacterized. Bases 1149 to 1724 code for a protein of 191 amino acids. The transcript is spliced from 6 exons. The record is from RefSeq and is a predicted model, not a curated record. Lineage: Eukaryota; Metazoa; Chordata; Mammalia; Primates; Hominidae.
CAUUCUAGUUUAAACUUUUGAGUGGUUUGUGUCUCCUGAUUGGACUCCUACAAAUACAGAAUUGAUGGUAGGAAGUGUACCAGGAGAUAGACCCACAUAGAUGGGAUUUGGGAAUAGGUUUGGUUAUCCAAGGAGCAGUGCUGAGCUCCUUGCUAAUGGGAUAUGGGAUGCUGGUGAUUUCCAGGAAGUGACCUCACAAUGACUCAAGCUACCACUUACUGUUGAUUGUGAUGAAAUACCAGGUGAAGGCCGGGUGCGGCGGCUCACCCCUGUAAUCCCAGCACUUUGGGAGGCCAAGGCAAGUGGAUCACAAGGUCAGAAGAUCAAGACCAUCCUGGCUAACACGGUGAAACCCCGUCUCUACUAAAAAUACAAAAAAUUAGCCGGGCGUGGUGGCAGGCACCUAUAGUCCCAGCUACUUGGGAGGCUGAGGCAGGAGAAUGGCGGGAACCUGGGAGGCGGAGCUUGCAGUGAGCCGAGAUCGUGCCACUGCACUCCAGCCUGAGCGACAGAGUGAGACUCCAUCUCAAAAAAAAAAAAAAAAAGAAAUACCAGGUGAAGCAUAUGCCCUGCAAGCUUAGGGGUGCUACAGUUGACCACUGCAGCAGUAAAGAUGACUGAAGAAUGGCAUGGGAUGGAUCCUUUCGAAUGCACUUGAGCAGCAGUCUCCAAACACAGGGCCACAGAGCCAGAGAAUGUGUUUAUCACUUCCAGCUGAAUCUACCAUGAAAGACUUCUGAAUCCAGGAAAAGAGACUGACUGGGUAACAUGUUAUUCAGGAGAUGGGGUCUCACCCUGUCACCCAGGCUUGAGUACAGUAGUGCUAUCACAGCUCACUGCAGCCUUGAACUCCUGGGCUAAGGAUCCUCCUACCUGAGCCUCCUGAGUAGCUGGGACUGUAGGGUCUCCCUCUGUUGUCCAAGGCUGGAGUGUAGUAGUGCUAUCACAGCUGACUGCAGCCUCAACCUUCCAGGCUGAAGCGAUCCUCCCAUCUCAACCUCCCACGUGGCUGAGACUACAGGUGCUUGCCACUAUGCCCAACUAAUAUUUGGAAUUUUCCUAUACGUGGAUUCCAGAGGGGUGACAGCAAAAUGUGGGACCAUCCAGUUGCAGGAAAACAAGCUUAACACACCCACUGAUUCUACAUUAUGCUCCUACCUCCCGGCAGCCUCUCCAGGCCCAGAACUUUCUCCAGUCAGCCUCCACAGACCAAGCUCAUGACUCACAAUGGCCUAUUUAGGCCCAUACCCUACCUCACAGCAGUCUCCGCAGAUGAGGCUACUGCCUCACAACAGCCUCCACAGGCACAGCUCCACCGUUACAAUGGCCUCUUUAGACCCAGCUCCUGCCCCCCAGCCUUCUCUCCAGGCCCUGAACUUUCUCAAGUCGACCUCACCAGGCCCAGCUUAUGCUUCUUGGCAGCCUCUCCAGGCCCAGCUCCUGCAUCUUGGCGGCCUCUCCAGGCCCAGCCUCUGCCUCCCGUCGGCCUCUACAGUCCCAACAUCUGCCUCACAGCAGAUUCUUCAGGCCCAGCAUCUGCCUCAUUGUGGACCCCCCAAGCCAAGCUCCCAACAUUUCAGCAGCUUCUACACACCCAGCUCCUGCCACCCAGUGGCCUCUUUAGGCCAAGCUCAUGCCUCACAAGGGCCUUUCCAGGCCCAACUUUUGUCUCAUGGCAACCUUCCCUGGCCAGAUUCCUGCCUGUCUCCCAGCAGCCUAGAUAGGCCCAGGUCUUGCCUCACACUGGCCUCUCUACAUCCAGCUCAUGCCUCACGGUGGCCUCUCCAGGCCCAGCUCCUGUCCCAGGA